Molecule: messenger RNA, 710 nt
Organism: Exaiptasia diaphana
Lineage: Eukaryota; Metazoa; Cnidaria; Anthozoa; Actiniaria; Aiptasiidae
Product: ankyrin repeat domain-containing protein 50-like
Exons: 2
Coding region: 3-710 (235 amino acids)
Biological process (GO): positive regulation of transcription by RNA polymerase II
Cellular component (GO): nucleus
Molecular function (GO): transcription cis-regulatory region binding; protein binding
Source: RefSeq, a predicted model, not a curated record
UGAUGAUUGCUGUCGAAGAUAUACAUGACCCCUUUCUUUACACAGACGAGAAUGAUGAAAAAAUCGUCAGUGCUCUAAUAAAAGCUGGCGCAGAUGUCAAUGCAAAAGACAAACACCAAAGUUCACCAUUGAUGAUUGCUGCCACAAAUAACAAGGAAAAAAUCGCAGAAAGACUUAUUGAUGCUGGAGCAGACGUGAAUCAUGCCGAUAGCAAUGGCGAAACUGCACUGAUUUAUGCUAUAAGUAAUAGCAAUUACCAAAUUGCCAAUGCUCUAAUAAAAGCUGGCGCAGAUGUCAAUGCAAAAGACAAACACCAAGGAUCACCAUUGGUGAUUGCUGCCACAAAUAACAAGGAAAAAUUCGCAGAAAGGCUUAUUGAUGCUGGUGCAGACGUGAAUCAUGCCGAUAGCAAUGGCAAAACUGCACUGAUUUAUGCUAUGAGUAAUAGCAAUUACCAAAUUGCCAAUGCUCUAAUAAAAGCUUGCGCAGAUGUCAAUGCAAUAGACAAACACCAAAGAUCGCCAUUGAUGAUUGCUGCCACAAAUAACAAGGAAAAAAUCGCAGAAAUGCUUAUUGAUGCUGGUGCAGACGUGAAUCAUGCCGAUAGUAAUGGAGAAACUGCANUUUCAGCAUCUAUUACAAUCACUGGUGUUGUAAAGCAAGUGACUGCUGCUGGGACAGUCUUGAGAUUCAAACACUUGAAGAUUUAG